Messenger RNA from Diceros bicornis minor, 1877 nucleotides. It is a transcript of the gene C35H5orf52, whose product is annotated as chromosome 35 C5orf52 homolog. The record is from RefSeq and is a predicted model, not a curated record. Bases 28 to 603 code for a protein of 191 amino acids. NCBI's taxonomy places the organism in Eukaryota, Metazoa, Chordata, Mammalia, Perissodactyla, Rhinocerotidae. The transcript has 3 exons.
CUCCGCGUCUGCUCGCGCCCACCGGGCAUGGCUUCCAACCUGGCUGCACUUCCUGAGUCGUUCUCGAGCGUGGAAGACCCGACUGCUCAGCAGCCCAGGCCCACGGUCACAUGGAACCUGGGCUCGUCCACGGCGUCUGCGGCCGCCGUCCAGGCGACCACCAGUUCCCGUACCAACCCGGCCUCGGCCUUCGUCCGGCGCAAUAAGCUCGGCAGCUGCCCCGAAGUCAACGCAGGGGCCCGGCCUCAGAUCUGCUUCCUGCGGCCGCGGACCGCGAAGCCGCUGGUGCUUUUCAGCUUAAUGAAUGCCAGUGAAGCAGCGGUGAAAAAAUUUUUACCCAAGAGCCACUUAUCUCGAGUGAUUACUCGUGACAACCUCUGUGCACAACGAAUCUAUGAGAUGGAGAUAAGAGCUUCAGACAAGACCAAGAAAAAGAUGGGCCACUUGUAUGACCACCUGAAAAAAAAGUUCAUGAUGGAGCAGCUCAGAAAGCUGGGACGCUGGAGACGGGAAUUCCUGAACAUCCAGCAGUACCUGGAUAGUAUCCGAGGGUGUGAGUUCCAGCUGAAAUUCCAUCCUAACAAGAAAAGGCGGCCACCCUAGUCGAGGCAGAGUGAUCUGCCCCAGAGCUAUGACGACACUAGGGUGAAGGGAGAAAAAGAGCUGGAAACCAGCCAGCCUACACUGUUGUAGAACAACAAUAAACCCAGGCAAGCGGACAAUGGAGCACAAAAACCCUCAGCAAUUCUGAUAUUCCUUGCCCCCGCCCUGUCCCCUCUGUUCUGGUGAAGGAGUCCUGUAGCUGCCCAAGUGGAAGAGGCCACAUCAAGCUGGCUUCCAUGGUUAAGGCAAAGAUCGACCUUCAGUACCUACACGUCUGAGGUGAAAUGCCAGGCCAGGUGCACUGGGACAUUGGUACCUUAGAUGAGAAGGGCUCGGUAAUGCCACUGCCUGGCAUUCCAGGGGUAAGGAGAUCAAGGUGGGGCAUCAGACAGACCUGGGUUAAGUGCUAUUUCUGCCAUCCAUCAGCUUUGUGACUUUGUAACCUCUCUGAGCCCGUUUUCUUAUCUGAAAGAAUGGGGUAAUAGUGAGGGAACCUGCCUCCAAGAACUGGCACGAGGAUGUGGACUGCUUGGCCCAAGGCCCGUCAUUUCCAAUGGCUCUCAUCAUGAUGGCUCCAGUUGGCUUCCAGCCUUGCUAGUCCUUACUCCCUGGCCUGCCUGCUGUCCCAACUAACCCUGACUUCACAUUGUGCCUUUACUUGCACAGGCCCCUCAUCUAGAAUGCCUCUUCAGCACCUCAGGGCUCUCAGGAAACUCUCUUCAUCCUUCAAGGCUUAUCUCAAUGCCACUUCUCCCUCACCCACUCAGCAAAGCUUCUCAGACCUCCUUCUGCCUCCUGCCAGCCCCUUUCCCCACCCUGCCUAAGCCACAUGGGUUUCCCCUCCCCCCUGAACUUGGAUUACCUGUGGUGGCUUCACUCUGCCUUGUUUGGUAGCUGUUGGGUAUUUGUCCCAACCCCUGAUUAGAUUGUACAGUCUUUGAGAGUAGGGAGCAAGGAUCCUCCAGAUUCAGGUCAGGCCUCUUCUGUGACACUUCCCCCACCUGGGCCCCGUAGAAAAGGCCACUCCUUCCUGUGCCCACACCUCUGUACCCAGGGUGGAGUUGCCAUUUCUUGUUUGCUCAGGUGUUUUCCCUGACCAGGUUGUGAAUGUCUUGAUGGCAGGGACGCUGACUUAUUCAUCUUUUUAACCACAAUGCCUAGUAAAUGGAGUACUCACUCAAUGUUUUUGGAAUAAAUGACUAUCUUAUUCCUUUUUGUAUUACAGCUUUAACACAGUGCACAGAGUAAGGGCCUGGUACAUAUUUUUUAACUUA